GUCUGCAUCGGCUGCUUGAGUCAGAGCGGUGCAAGUAGUGCUCAUUUUGCCCUGCAGAUAGUUGUGCACGCUGCAACGCCGAGCUGCGUUUGCACGUAGAUCGACUCGUGGUAGCACUGGUACUGCAAAACACAACACUGCAGUCUGGUAGCAAACAUGAGGCACCUCGCAGCAGCAGCAGUGCUGCUAACGGUCGCCAGCGCGCUGCAGCCCCUGGACCGCCGCGCAACACUGCAAGGCUUCGCCGCGGCGACGACCACCACCUUGAUCCCGCUGCCGCCCGCGAGCGCCGCCGCGGCAGCAGCAGCAGCUUUGAAGACCGUGAGCUGGUCGGCCACGGACGGUUUCGACAGCGACUUCCCGUCGCAGAUCAACUUCAUCGAGUUCGACGAGAAGGCCUAUCGGGCUAUGAGGGAUGAUCCUAGAAGGACGCCGAAGUUCGCCAAGGCGAUUCGCAGCCGCCUCGCGGAACUGCAAGACGCCGUCGUAUUGGAUCUGGGCACGGGGCCCUUCUGCGUGCUCGCGCUCAUAGCAGCAACGGCAGGGGCCAAAAAAGUGUAUGCUGUGGAGGCAAAUCCCGAGGCAGCGCGGCGGGCCAAGGCUUUUAUUGCGAAGUGCGAGGACCCCAAUGCUUCCCGUCGAGAUGUUGAUGGUUUGGUCCCUCUGAAGCCUGGUGCAAUUGAAGUGAUCGAGGGCUUCUCGACCGAGCUCACGCUUCCCGAAAAAGUCGACCUCUGCGUCUUCGAGAUCUGUGGGAGUCUCGCGUCCGAGGAGGGUUUGUACGCGACGAUGAAGGACGCUAGGGAGAGGCACGUCAAGCGCCCGGACGACCCGGCCACGUACAUCCCGCGAAGGUGCCAGACCUACGCCGCUCCCGUCUCGUACGCGCUGCACAAUUUGCUGACGCCGCCGUCCUACGACUGGUCCAAGAUCGUGGGCAAGGACCCUAUUCGGUUCAAUUGUAGAGAUGAAGCUUUACAAGUGCUCGCCGAGCCGCAGCUGCUGGAGGAUGUGGACUUCAGCAAGCCGCUCCCAUCCCUACCGGCUUCCGUGAAGACAUCGCUGACCUUCCCCGUGACCACUGCAUCGAUAGCAAACGCCCAGAAGGGCUUCGAGCGCGCCUUCGCGGAGGAAAGGCAGCUCCAGUCGCUGUUGUUAGAUGAACAAGGUAAAAAAAUGGACGCCGCGGCGACGGCUUCUGUUAUAGGAGCGAAGCUGAGCGGCCUGGCCAUGUGGCCGACGCUCGUCUGCGACGGGAGCGAGGGGACGCUCAUUGUGUCGAGGGGAAAAAACGGCGAGGCCCAGAAGUCGCACUGGCAGACGGUCCUGCAGUUGAUGAGUGACGAGCCCCUCUCCAUCGGUGCGGGCGACUCUAUUAGCUUCGACUUCGAGGCAAAGCCGGAGAAGGCCGUCACGAAGGCGACGACUUAUAAGCUUGGGGGCGGGGUCCAGCGCGGGUAA
Messenger RNA from Pelagomonas calceolata, 1461 nucleotides. The record is from the annotation of a GenBank genome assembly. NCBI's taxonomy places the organism in Eukaryota, Pelagophyceae, Pelagomonadales, Pelagomonadaceae.